This is a messenger RNA of Odocoileus virginianus texanus, 4093 nucleotides long. It is a transcript of the gene UTP15, whose product is annotated as UTP15 small subunit processome component. Gene Ontology annotation, cellular component: nucleolus. Gene Ontology annotation, biological process: rRNA processing; positive regulation of transcription by RNA polymerase I. Lineage: Eukaryota; Metazoa; Chordata; Mammalia; Artiodactyla; Cervidae. Gene Ontology annotation, molecular function: protein binding. The record is from RefSeq and is a predicted model, not a curated record.
GCGACCCGACGGGCUCUUCAGUUCGCGGCGUGUUUCAGGGGUUUCUUACAGUAUCCACGUGAUCUUCUGCAUGUUCUCCUGCACAGUCCAGGAAGGGGACUGGCGGAGUCCAAGAAAUUCUCCUUGACGCUGGGGUGUCUCGGCGGACCGUCCGGGCCCACGGAGGCGUAAGACAGUCACUUUAAUUAUUUCUAACACCAGUUUCAAACUAGUUACCCUUGGAUAACUGCAAUUAUAUGAAAGUAUGGCUGGUUAUAAGCCUGUAGCAAUCCAGACAUAUCCUAUACUUGGUGAAAAAAUCACCCAAGAUACACUGUACUGGAACAACUAUAAGACGCCUGUUCAGAUCAAGGAGUUUGGUGCAGUGUCAAAAGUAGACUUUUCUCCCCAGCCUCCAUAUAACUAUGCAGUCACAGCUUCUUCAAGGAUUCACAUUUAUGGCCGAUACUCCCAAGAACCUAUAAAAACCUUUUCACGAUUUAAAGACACAGCAUACUGUGCUACUUUUCGACAGGAUGGUAGACUCCUUGUGGCUGGCAGUGAAGACGGUGGUGUUCAGCUUUUUGAUAUAAGCGGGAGGGCUCCCCUCAGGCAGUUUGAAGGCCAUACUAAAGCAGUUCAUUUAGUAGAUUUUACAGCUGACAAAUACCAUGUGGUUUCUGGGGCUGAUGAUUAUACAGUUAAAUUAUGGGAUAUUCCAAACUCCAAAGAAAUUCUGACAUUCAAAGAACAUUCUGAUUAUGUGAGGUGUGGAUGUGCUAGCAAACUGAACCCAGAUCUCUUUGUCACAGGGUCAUAUGAUCACACUGUGAAGAUGUUUGAUGCACGGACAAACCAGAGUGUUAUCUCUGCUGAGCAUGGACAGCCAGUGGAGAGUGUCCUGCUUUUUCCCUCUGGAGGUCUUCUGGUAUCAGCAGGAGGUCGGUAUGUUAAAGUCUGGGACAUGCUAAAAGGAGGACAGUUGCUCGUGUCUUUGAAAAAUCAUCAUAAAACUGUGACAUGUUUAUGUCUCAGCAGCUCUGGACAGAGGUUACUCUCUGGCUCACUGGAUAGGAAGGUGAAAGUAUAUAGCACAACUUCCUACAAAGUAGUCCACAGUUUUGAUUAUACAGCUUCAAUUUUGAGUCUUGCACUUGCACAUGAAGAUGAGACAAUAGUUGUAGGAAUGACCAAUGGAAUAUUGAGUGUUAAACAUCGGAAAUCUGAAGCAAAGAAGGAUUCUGUGCCCAGGAGAAGAAGGCCUGCAUAUCGAACUUUUAUUAAGGGGAAAAAUUAUAUGAAACAACAGGAUGACAUUUUGAUCAACAGGCCAUCAAAGAAACACCUAGAAUUGUAUGACAGGGAUCUGAAAAACUUCCGGAUCUCUAAGGCACUUGACAGAGUCCUUGAGCCCACUUGUACAAUAAAGACGCCCGAGAUUACAGUUUCCAUCAUAAAGGAGCUAAAUCGAAGAGGAGUCCUUGCAAACGCCCUUGCAGGUCGAGAUGAAAAGGAAAUCAGUCGUGUUCUUAAUUUUUUGAUAAGGAACCUGUCUCAGCCAAGAUUUGCCCCUGUUUUGAUUAAUGCUGCUGAAAUAAUUAUUGAUAUAUAUCUACCUGUGAUUGGUCAGUCACCUGUAGUUGAUAAAAAGUUUUUGAUACUUCAAGGACUAGUAGAAAAAGAGAUUGAUUACCAAAGAGAACUGCUGGAAACUUUGGGGAUGAUGGAUAUGCUUUUUGCUACCAUGACAAGGAAAGAAACUGUGUUGCAGCAUGAUACAUCUGAUGGAUUUUUAGAGAACAGUAAGGUUGAAUCAUAGUGUCUGCUUAACAGGAAACGUAAGAACGCCUAACAUGGAAUAGAUUUGAUGCUAUUAACUAUUGGGAAGAGAAUUUCUGAUACAUUACAAAAAUCUAUUUGCAGAAGCAAUUUUAUAGAAGAGACUGGAAUGACUAUGCUUGGAAAAUAAGAAACUGUUUUUAAACAUGGUUUUCCAUGUUCUGCUUUGAAUUAUUUCGUGGCAUCUUCAGCUGGAAGAGAUCUCAGUUUCGGUCAUAAUGUAUGUCCAUCUUGGACAGGUCGACAUUAAUUUUAAUAUAGCUGCGUUCUGUUUCAGCGUUUGAGUAGACGUUCAGAACUCUGGAGAGGGUUUCAACUUAAGAAUCCUGCCAAAGGAACAGGGCUUUAUUUUUUCCUUCUAUCGUGGAAAUACAAAUGGCAACAACCAGUAAAUUCUCCAAUCAGUGCACUUGGGGUCCCCAGGCGCCAGCCGAGUGUGCCCCAUUUCCUUGCUGUCAUCAUUUGUCCCAGGUCACAAGUUCCAUCUCAGCUGGUAAUUGGACUGUAUCUGUUGCCGGUGUGGCAGAUUAGUGGCCAACUCUGAAUACUUGACACGACUUUGACAUGUAUUCAGAGAAUGUGAUGAGGCAGAUUUGAUACCUAGAAAUUGUGCUCACCAGCCUGUGUUUUCUUUUCCUUCCCGUAAUCUUGACUGUGCUGCUCAGAACAGGGCCUGCAGGUAAGCCUUCGGGACCAUAUUUUUCCUCUUCCCCUCAGUAUGUAGCCUUUCUACCAGCUUUUCAGCUUGUUUCAGGCCAGGGGAAUGAUAAAAUUUGCCAUUUCUCUUGUGACCAAUAGCGUUUCAGCCUUUUUUAAUGUGUAUUUGGAGCUUAUCUUGCAGCCACCUACCUCUGAAAACCAUUUUCUUUGGCCUGUGUUUAGGUUAUUUUUCCCUCCUCUAUUCUUAACUUCAUUUUGUGUUUCAGAACCCCUUGUAUCUUUUUUUUUUUAAGUUCAACAAAAAACAUUUUUUAUAAAGAGACUCUUUAUUUUCUUCCUGACUUUCUGGGAUGUAUCAAUUCCUGAUGGAUAGUCACUGACUAUUGAUUUCUAGCACACUGAUUCUAUACUUGGUCCCUUUUCCACCUUCCCCCAGUUCCUGAAGUAGUUAACUAUGUGUAAGGAAAUAGGUCUUAGGCUAGAAGAAUCCUUAAUUAAAGGCAGAUUUUGUAACUGCAGUCUUCUCUUAAAUUCACAUUCAGUUCUGUUAAUUUAUAUGUGUAUUUUUAAAGCAGAAAGAAAUAUUCCUAUGUUCUGAUAAGGAUGUAUGCUCAGAGAGUCUGGAUUUCCCUUCAUGAAUUGAUUUAAGCCAUUGUGAAGCCCAGUGGCUUAUAAGAAACCAAGAAUUUGCUUCUUUGAGUAAUUAUGAGAUUAGUCAAGGUCAGAAGCUGUGUCUUCAUGUAAAGAAGGGUUAAUUUAUAAGUUUUUUUAAAUUUCAUAAAUACACUGAUAAAUGGGAUACUAGUAAAGCUGAAAGGUUGAGGUUCUUCCAAAAAACUAACUUUUUUGGAAGAUAAGAGUCUUUUGAGAAGAGUUUUCUCAUGCAUUAUUUGAUCUGGGUCUUACCACAACCAUCCAGGGUUGGUAUUCUCAUUUAGCAUUGAAUUCACCCUUGAAUUUCUCAAGCUUGAGUUCCUCAUCCCAGCACUGUGAACUGGCCUGCUUGCUGGGGCCAAAACCACUCAUUCCCUUUAACACAACUUCACCAGAGUGCUGCCAUUUUUUAGAUGAGAUAUGUAAUAAUUAUAAAUUUUCAAAAAGGCUAGGAAACAAUUCCCAUAACGAUCAGUAGUUCAGUGUUAAGUUCAUGAAUAGUUUUUAAAGUUUGGGACAAACUGUAGUAUUUGCUAUUUGAAGUAGUAUUUGUAAUUGGCAUAUUACAGUGUAACAUUGGGCCUUCAUUUCCAACUCAAAAUGCCUAAAAAUGCCUAACAGGUUUUUAGAUUUGUGAAUUUUAGUUGAAAUGUAUUUUAAGAUGUUAUUAAACCUGCAGAAAUAUUGCAGUAUUUCAGAGAACUUAUUCACUGUACAUUUAUUUUAUUUAUAAAAGUUAUGUACUAUGGAAAGUUUUGCUUGUUGGGUCAAAUGCUUGUUUCUUCAAAUGCUUGUUGCAUUUGAAGUGCUAUUUACAAGAAAAUCAAAUACCUUCAAUGUAUAAAUGCUAUUAAGCUGUUUAAAGGACUCUGGGGUAAAAGUAAGUUUGUUUAAAGAAAUUUAGUCUGUUCAACUUAAAUCAGCUCUAUCAAACAUUAAUUAAAAGUCUCAUUUAAAAUGA